AGACGAGAAAUUGCAUUAAAGAAAAAAGAAAAUAGAAGGAAAGAAAAUCUCAUCACCAACAGCACAAAAAGCCUUGAUUUAUUUUUUAUUUUAUUAGUUUUUUCUUUUUCUAAGGAGGGAGUGGUUUUGUAAAUCAGGAAAAUUAUAAUUCAGCACUCGGUCUUCUCUGUAUCAAAAAACUUUGUUUAGAGAAUUUUUAGUAGUAGAGAAGAGUAUUUUGGCUUCUCAGUUUCCUUCUACCCCCUAAUAGGCGAAGUUUGAUACAGAAAAUUCUGGGUUUUUUUUUUUUUUUUUUUUUUUUUUUUUCUGGUAAACCAUUUUGUCAGAUUCUGGGAAAAACCCCACCAGGGUUUGUUCUUAUCUGACGCCGAUAAUGAUUCUUUUUUUAUUAUCGCAAUCUGUAGUCCUAUCUUGACGUAAUCCAUCUGUUCAUCAUCGGAGAAAAGCCAGUAAAAAAACAGGGAAAAAAAAAAGGAAGCACCCGUAAAAUUCAACCGAACCUUUUCGGGUCAAAUUUGAUAGGAAACUGAAAGGUUUUCUACCAUCGAUUUGUUUUUUUAUUCCUAGUAGUACCUGAAAUCGGUUUUUGAUUUAUGGGUUUAAUCCGAAACUGACCAGGAGAAAUCGGGUUUUCAAUUUUUUUUUGGGGUGUAUCUUUUGAGUUUUGUUCCCUGAAUCUUAAAAACGCCGACUUUCGUAUAUUUGGGUGCCCGGGAAAUCAUCUGAACUCCGAUUCAUCGUGCCUAGGUUCGACGUUGAUCACAUGAAAAACGGAGUUUCAGUUUCUGGGUAUUCACUAAAAAGCGAUUUCUCGAUCUAAGCUGAGUCAAGAAUCCGAUCAAGUAACUCGGGAUUUUUGCAGUCAUGGCAACGAAAUCGGCGUCACUCGAUCACUGGAGGAAUUAUUUCCGCAGAGCAAACUCGGACAUAUUUGAUAUCAUCAAUCAGGCGAUCAUGGUGGCAGCUUUGGAUUGCCCCAAAGAAUUCAGAUUGAGGAGAGAUCGAAUCGCUGAGACGCUUUUUACCUGCAAAUUGACUCGCUGCACGGGCUGUGCCCGAGUCGAGCUGGCGGUUCCUGGAGAGGAAUACGAGGAUGAAACCGAUAGAGGCUGCAAGAGCAGCGGCUUGGAGAGGAGCAGUGGUGAUGGCGAUAAUGAUGAUGAUGGUGAUUAUGGGUUUGAAGAAGGUGGUAGCAAAGAGAGCAAGGCUAACAGUAGCAGAGGAGAUGAACUCGUCGACAUGAAUGUGAACCAGAAUGUUAGUAACUAUAGCUAUGGAGAAGCCGAGGCAUUGACUGAUGAGAUCGAAGAAGGGUCUCAGAUUGUUGGGGAAGUCUUGAGGAUCAAGGAGAUUCUUCUCAACAGAGAGGAUGAGUCUGAUUCAAUAUUGUUUGAAUCCUUGAGGAAGGUCCAGUUGAUGGCUUUAAGUGUUGAUACUCUUCAGGCAACUCAAAUUGGAAAGGCUGUUUAUGGCCUAAGGAAGCAUGGUUCGAAAGAGAUUCGUCAACUUGCACGUAAACUCGUCCUGGAGUGGAAAUACUUGGUAGAUGAGUGGGUUAAUUCUACAAAGCAUAUUUCACAAGGUGCAGAAGGUACUCCUGAUUCAGUGAAUCCUUCUGUUGUCGAUGAAGAAGAAGAAGAAGAAGGGCUUCCAUCCCCUCCUCUAGAUGAAGGAGCUUUCUUUGCCACUCCGACAACAGGAAUGGAGCUCUCGCAGUUCUUUGAGGGCAUGGACGAUGAUGGAAAUCCUCAGAAUGGUGGGGAAUUCUUGGAGAACCGUGAAAAUGAAAGAAAACCUUCACAAGAGAGGCCAAAAGUGGUAGAGCCGAAACGACAGACUCCUAGAGAAGCAAAUCUAGUUCCAAAGGACAACAGAAGUCAACAAAUGAAAAGACAAGAAGCACCUGUAAAGCCUAAUAACAACAAGCCUUUGACCACUAAUGCUGCACCAAGAAGACCUCCGAGACAAAGUAUCGAACAGAAGGUAGAUACUGAGUUGAAGUUUCAGCAAAAGCCUAACAAGGUAUCACCUCAAAAGAAGCCUCUGAAUGGUCAGAAAGAUAAACUCAAGUGUUCCGAUGAAGAUGCUGUUCGAGAGAAACUUGAAGUUACAAAGAGGAAACUUCAAGAGCGGUAUCAGGAAGCUGAGAAUGCCAAGAGGCAGCGGACUGUUCAGAUAAUGCAACUGGAGGACCUCCCUAAGCAGGGACUGGGCCACAAAAAUCCACACUUCAGGCAGGGCAACCACAACCGGCAUUGGGGAAACGGAAGGCGAUAGGUCCUGCAGAAGGGGAGACUGGAUUGAAUUGCCUUCCAAGUUUCACUUUCCCAGCUGGUUGUCAAUAACUCUCAGGUGUAUACGAUGACACCUUUGACACAAUUGAGCUUCAAAAAAAUAAAACUUUUUGAUUGCCCCAGAAGACCAUCUUAAAAUUUAAGAUGGAAAAGAAAAAAACACAGGAGAAAAAAGAAAAAAAAAAAAAAAAUUUGAUAAUUUCUGGUUCUGCAUUUCGGAAAAACAUUGAAGCAUAGGGACCUUUUGGUUUUCUUUAGCUGUUGGGUAGAAAAUAGGGGGGUGGAUCCUGGCUUAUGGAUCAGAAUUUAGUGAAUCAGAGUAAUUGGAAGUAGAGAUAGAGGAAUGCCUGAUUAAUUUAUGCCCCACCCAUUUUGCCAAACAAUGCCUAACAUUUAUUGGUUUUUCCCCUCUUGUUUAAGUCAAACACAUAAGCAGAGAACACCCCCCCGCCCCCCCCCCCCACCUCUUUGAUCUUUGGUAUAGAUGACUGCACAGGGACAGAGACUUCCGACUUAUAAUGUAAGUAUGAAUGUAAAAAAAAAAAAAAGUAUUUGCAGGAAAUAAUGUUCUUCUCUGAGA
Messenger RNA from Carica papaya (papaya), 2874 nucleotides. RefSeq names its product Transcription elongation factor (TFIIS) family protein. NCBI's taxonomy places the organism in Eukaryota, Viridiplantae, Streptophyta, Magnoliopsida, Brassicales, Caricaceae. Gene Ontology annotation, cellular component: nucleus. The record is from RefSeq and is a predicted model, not a curated record.